GAAAAACACGAAACUUGACCACUUUGUUGUUCCGAUAAGCACUGUCUAGUGUAUAGGCUGCAAGCAUUUAACUAUAAAACAUUCCCCCACUGCCUCUCUUUUUCUUCGUAGCCAGAAAAGUUCAACGUUUCCACUUAAUUCAACAGUUGACCAACUUCUGUGCUAAUCCAUUUUCUCAUUUCAGACUUUUCUCAAAGCCUCCUUCAGUUGAAGACAAAACUUACCAAACCAAACCAAAUCACACUGUUAGUUUCAUUUUUCUACUAUAAUUCCUCCAAUCCCAACCAAACUUUGCUUCUUUAUCACGUUCCUCUUCAGUCCAAAUCUGCAUCUGGGUUGUUGUAUUUUUUUCCCCUUCAAUCAACUUAUUCCUUACUUUUAAGCUUAUUGGAUUUCUGAUCCAAAAAUCUCUACUUUUUCUAAACCCUUUUUUCUGAAACUCAGUAUACUCUGACUACUGUUUCCAAAUUAUUACCUGGGUUUGUGUCCAAUUGAAGAUUCAUUAAGUGUUUUAUUAUCCAAAUUGCUUAAUUUGUUUUCUACUUUUGACUCAUAAAUGGGUUGUUGUGCAAGCAAAAGCAGAGGCUUGGGUCCACAGUAUAAUGGUUACAGAUCAGAAGGAGGAGGAGGAGGAGGUGGUGGUGGGGUUCCCUACCAGAAGCCCAACGAGCCAAUUGUCCACCAAUCCAAGACCCAACAAGCUCAACAAACUCACCAAUUGCCGGAAAAGCGUCCGGCGGCGGCCAAUUCAGAGCCUCAACCUGGCUAUAAGCCUUAUGUUUCUGCCAGAAGCCCAAAACACGUUAUGAGGUCUGAUACAAUUUUGGGGAAGCCAUUUGAGGAUGUUAAGCAGUUCUACUCCAUUGGAAAAGAAUUGGGUAGAGGUCAGUUUGGUGUGACUUAUCUCUGUACUGAGAAUUCAACUGGUCGCCAAUUUGCUUGCAAAUCCAUAUCGAAGAGAAAACUGGUUAGCAAGAAUGAUAAAGAGGAUAUGAAGAGAGAAAUUCAUAUUAUGCAGCAUUUGAGUGGCCAACCAAACAUUGUUGAGUUUAAAGGAGCUUAUGAGGACAAGCAAUCGGUUCAUUUAGUUAUGGAGCUUUGUGCUGGUGGUGAGCUCUUUGAUCGGAUUAUUGCAAAGGGCCACUAUAGUGAAAGGGCUGCUGCUUCUAUAUGCAGGGCAAUUGUUAAAGUUGUCCAUAACUGUCAUUUCAUGGGGGUUAUGCAUAGAGACCUUAAACCAGAAAAUUUCUUGCUGUCUAGUAAGGAGGAAAAUGCCCUUUUGAAAGCAACGGAUUUUGGGUUGUCUGUGUUCAUUGAAGAAGGUAAGGUGUAUCGGGAUAUUGUUGGGAGUGCUUACUAUGUUGCUCCCGAAGUACUGAGGCGCAGAUACGGAAAAGAAAUAGAUGUUUGGAGUGCAGGAGUUAUGCUGUAUAUUUUACUCAGUGGUGUACCUCCAUUUUGGGCUGAAACAGAGAAGGGGAUCUUUGAUGCCAUAUUGCAGGGCGAAAUUGACUUUGAUAGUCAACCCUGGCCUUCUAUUUCUGGCAGUGCCAAAGACUUGGUUCGGAAGAUGUUGACUCAGGAUCCUAAAAAACGAAUUACCUCGGCUCAGGUUUUAGAACAUCCCUGGCUAAGAGAAGGUGGAGAAGCUUCGGACAAACCCAUUGACAGUGCGGUUCUUUCUAGGAUGAAGCAAUUCAGGGCAAUGAAUAAGCUGAAAAAACUUGCUUUGAAGGUUAUUGCAGAAAAUCUGUCCGAAGAAGAAAUCCAAGGGCUGAAAUCAAUGUUUACCAACAUAGACACUGACAAUAGUGGCACUAUCACCUAUGAUGAGCUGAAGUCAGGAUUGGCCCGACUAGGUUCUAAACUUACGGAGGCUGAAGUGAAACAACUCAUGGAAGCUGCUGAUGUGGAUGGGAAUGGAACAAUUGACUACAUAGAAUUUAUAACGGCUACAAUGCAUAGACACAGGCUAGAGAGAGAAGAACAUCUUUACAAAGCUUUUCAAUUUUUUGACAAGGACAACAGCGGGUUUAUCACUAGAGAUGAACUAGAAACAGCAAUGAAAGAUUACGGUAUGGGUGAUGAAGCUACAAUCAAGGAAAUAAUUUCGGAAGUGGAUACAGAUAAUGAUGGUAGAAUCAACUAUUCAGAAUUCUGUGCAAUGAUGAGAAGCGGAACGCAGCCGGGCAAACUCUUUUAGAUCCAUAAGCUGCAUGUUGCCAUUCUUAAUAUCGAAGACAGCAUGCAUAAAUAGAAAGCGACUUUGAGCCACACUCAUUGGGAAAAGCUUAUGUACGCAAAUGCUUUUUGGCUAAGGAAAGAUGUAUGCCAUUGAACAUAGAGGGCCUUCAUUUUGAAUUUUAUUUUGAGUUUGCAACUUUUAUAGUUGUGCAUGUCGCCAUCUUUAAUUAUUUUGUUAUUUUAAUGAAAUUAUUCCAAUGUGUUGAUGCUUGAAGAAGGAAUCAUUUCAAGAGAGAUGUUGUACUUAAAUAAUGUGUACUAAACUCCUGCUUGACGGAUCCAGCUAAAAAAUGAAGGCUGAUUUUUAUGGAGUUGAUUUCUUGAAA
Messenger RNA from Humulus lupulus (European hop), 2570 nucleotides. Its product is annotated as calcium-dependent protein kinase 2-like. Gene Ontology annotation, cellular component: cytoplasm; nucleus. The transcript has 8 exons. The record is from RefSeq and is a predicted model, not a curated record. Lineage: Eukaryota; Viridiplantae; Streptophyta; Magnoliopsida; Rosales; Cannabaceae. The coding region runs from base 557 to 2203 and encodes 548 amino acids. Gene Ontology annotation, molecular function: ATP binding; calcium/calmodulin-dependent protein kinase activity; calmodulin binding. Gene Ontology annotation, biological process: intracellular signal transduction; peptidyl-serine phosphorylation; protein autophosphorylation.